Molecule: messenger RNA, 2099 nt
Organism: Lutra lutra (Eurasian river otter)
Lineage: Eukaryota; Metazoa; Chordata; Mammalia; Carnivora; Mustelidae
Gene: LIPH
Product: lipase H
Exons: 10
Coding region: 139-1494 (451 amino acids)
Biological process (GO): lipid metabolic process
Molecular function (GO): lipase activity; carboxylic ester hydrolase activity
Source: RefSeq, a predicted model, not a curated record
CCUCUCUGGAACUUCCUGUUAUCACCACACCUCUGGAUUAGUCCUCUGAACUCUCUCUGAGCAAAGCCCUCUGAGAAACUAGACUCUGGGCAGGACACCCUUCUUGUGAAUGUGACGCACACUCUCUUCAGUUUCCAUAUGCUGAAAUUAUACUUCUUCAUUAGUUUGCUGUGCUUGGUCAAAUCAGACACAGAUGAAACAUGUCCUUCAUUCACCAGACUGAGCUUCCACAGUGCUGUGGUCGGUACAGGACUGAAUGUGAAGUUGAUGCUCUACACAAGAAAAAACCAGACCUGUGCACAAGUCAUCAACUCCACAUUUUUGGGGAACUUGAAUGUGACCAAGAAAACCACCUUCAUUAUCCAUGGAUUCAGGCCUACAGGCUCUGCUCCAGUUUGGAUGGAGGACUUAGUACAGGGUUUGCUUUAUGUAGAAGACAUGAAUGUGGUUGUUGUUGAUUGGAAUCGAGGAGCUACAACUGUAAUAUACAACCAUGCCUCCAGUAAGACCAGAAAAGUAGCAACAAUCUUGAAGGGAUUUAUCGCCAAGCUGUUGGCACAAGGAGCUUCUUUUGAUGACAUUUAUAUGAUUGGAGUAAGUCUAGGAGCCCACAUAGCUGGCUUUGUUGGAAAGAUGUACAAAGGACAGCUGGGGAGAAUUACAGGUCUCGACCCUGCGGGCCCUUUAUACAAUGGGAGAUCUCCUGAGGACAGAUUAGAUCCUGGAGACGCACAGUUUGUUGAUGUCAUCCAUUCCGACAUUGACGCCCUGGGCUACAAGGAGCCAUUAGGAAACAUAGACUUCUACCCAAAUGGAGGAUUGGAUCAACCCGGUUGUCCCAAAACGAUAUUGGGAGGAAUGCGGUAUUUUAAGUGUGACCACCAGAGGUCCGUGUACCUGUAUCUUUCUUCCUUGAGAGAGAACUGUUCCAUCACUGCGUAUCCCUGUGACUCCUACCGGGAUUAUAGGAAUGGCAAGUGUGUCAACUGUGGCAUAGCACAAAAGGAGUCCUGUCCCCUUUUGGGCUAUUAUGCUGAUAACUGGAAAGAGUAUUUAAAGCAGAAAGAUCCUCCUAUGACUAAAGCAUUCUUUGACACAGCUGAGAAGGAGCCAUACUGCAUAUAUCAUUACUUUGUGGACAUUAUAGCUUGGAACAAGAACAUAAGAAGAGGGUCCAUUACAAUCAAAUUGAAAGACAAAGCUGGAAACAUCACAGAAUCCAAAAUCAAUCAUGAACCUGCAGUAUUUCAGAAAUACCACCAAGUGAGUCUGCUUGCGAGAUUCAGUCAAGACUUGGAUAAAGUGGCAACCGUUUCUUUGGUGUUCUCUACAGGAUCUGUAAUAGGCCCCAAGUACAAGCUCAGGAUUCUCCGCAUGAAGUUAAGGUCACUUGCCCAUCCAGAGAGGCCCGACUUGUGUCGGUAUGAUCUUGUGCUGAUGGAAAACAUCGAGACGGUCUUCCAGCCUAUCCUCUGCCCCGAGCUGCUGAUGUAACCAUUACCGGGACACAGGGGCACCAGGAACAUCAAGCAAGCUACAACUGUAGUCUGUUUUAAAGCAUCACCUCACCUCUUCCUCAAGGCACAAACCAGUAUGAAUAAGCAGGUGUUUUUCCAGCAGCGUCCCAUGGAUGGCACAUUGCAAAAUGUCAGGCAACCUUGGAUUAUGGAACGGUCCUGGGAAGGGAGCCCCUAAGUAGGGCAAGUCAGAAAUAGCCAGGCUCCCCACAGCCCAGCGUCUUGUCUGGCUGCGUCCCGGGGCCUUGUUUGUCUUGGCCUGUCAGCCUGCUGCCUGUCACUGGGGCAGCUCUGCUCAGCGCGGAGAGCAUCCGAAAGGGAAGGAUUGGCUGGAGACCUCACUUUGGACUCGACCCCACACUCCCUGUGCCAAACUCCUCCAGGUCCUUAUACGUAGGAGGGAAUGGAGCCUGACCUACCUCACAGGGUUGUUGUGUGGGUUUGGGGGGCAAGUCUGUGAAGGGUUCUUUGAAAUCCCAUGGGGACCACAUCCGUGAGUGGUUUGGUAAAUGUGAAUAUGCUUUUAUUUAUUUUGAUACGGCUGAUCUAAGAUGCAAUAAGAGAGUUUCUCAUCCUCAACAA